This is a messenger RNA of Cylicostephanus goldi, 567 nucleotides long. The record is from the annotation of a GenBank genome assembly. NCBI's taxonomy places the organism in Eukaryota, Metazoa, Nematoda, Chromadorea, Rhabditida, Strongylidae.
ACUAAUCUGAGGACGGGUAUGUCUGGAAUCUUCCCCUCAGCUGUGGUCUGCGAAAUCGACAUAGUAGAAGAAAUUUGCAUGGGAGCACUUCCAUCAAACGCAAAUAAAGUGACAGAAUCUGAGCGAGAUACAUUUUACCUGACAAUGUUAGCCUCAAUCGAAGUUGGCCAUCAUAAAGGAAACGAUGUGUUGGUGCAGGCUAUGAACAAGGUUCUGUCCAUGUAUAAAAACGCUGAAGAAGUGAUUGUUCCACAAACUGUACUCAUGGAAGUUUCAUUUCGUGGUAUACAUGUUAUCGACAAACGACGAAAGAAUUUCUUUCAAUGUCCCACUUUCGAUUUCUUCUACAGUCUGCAAAACAUCUCGUUUUGCGGUGCACAUCCAAAACAGUUGAAAUAUUUUGGCUUUAUAACGAAGCACCCGUUAUUGCCUCGAUUUGCGUGCCACGUAUUUUUGUCUAGUCAGUCAACACAACCAAUAGUGGAAUCCAUUGGGAGAGCCUUCAAGCGAUCUUACGACGAAUACAUGGCCUUUGCACAUCCAACCGAGGACAUCUAUUUGGAGUAA